GUGAGUGAAGAUGGCGGCCCCGCUGGUUCCUCUCUCCCAGCAGGGUGUCCUCCAACCUCCUACCUCUGGCUCCCGAGUCCUGGGAUUAAAGGCCUCUUGAAUUUAUUUGAUGAUUAUCAUCCUGUCUGGGAUUCCUGGUGGAAAUCCAUUGUAUGAAUCUUAUUACAAGCAGGUUGAUCCAGCCCACACAGGGAGAGUUGGGGCCAGUGAGGCAGCACUGUUUCUGAAGAAGUCAGGACUCUCAGACAUCAUCCUGGGGAAGAUAUGGGAUUUGGCUGACCCAGAAGGUAAAGGGUUCUUGGACAAACAGGGUUUCUAUGUUGCUCUGAGACUGGUGGCCUGUGCACAGAGCGGCCAUGAAGUCACCCUGAGCAAUCUGAGCCUCAGCAUGCCACCACCUAAAUUUCAUGACACCAGCAGCCCACUGAUGGCCACACCACCUUCUGCAGAAACCCAUUGGGCUGUGAGGGUGGAGGAGAAGGCAAAAUUUGAUGGCAUUUUUGAAAGCCUCUUACCCAUCAAUGGUCUGCUUUCUGGCGACAAGGUCAAGCCGGUACUCAUGAACUCGAAGCUACCUCUGGAUGUCCUGGGCAGGGUCUGGGACCUAAGUGACAUCGACAAGGAUGGACACUUGGACCGAGAUGAGUUCGCUGUGGCCAUGCACUUGGUGUACCGUGCCCUGGAGAAGGAGCCUGUGCCCUCUGUCCUGCCCCCAUCCCUCAUCCCACCCUCCAAGAGGAAGAAGGCCGUGUUCCCGGGUGCUGUGCCUGUCCUUCCUGCCAGCCCCCCACCCAAAGACAGCCUCCGCUCGACGCCAUCUCAUGGUAGUGUCAGCAGCCUCAACAGCACAGGCAGCCUGUCCCCUAAGCACAGCAUGAAGCAGACUCAGCCACAGGUGGCCUGGGUGGUGCCAGUCGCAGACAAGAUGCGAUUUGAUGAAAUCUUCCUAAAGACUGACCUGGACUUGGAUGGCUAUGUGAGUGGUCAAGAGGUGAAGGAGAUCUUCAUGCACUCCGGCCUUACACAGAACCUUCUGGCACACAUCUGGGCCCUGGCUGAUACGAGACAAACAGGGAAGUUAAGCAAAGACCAAUUCGCAUUAGCUAUGUAUUUCAUUCAGCAGAAGGUCAGUAAAGGCCUCGACCCCCCUCAAGUCCUCUCACCUGACAUGGUGCCGCCCUCGGAGAGAGGCACUCCAAUCCCGGACAGUUCCAGUACUCUUGGGUCAGGGGAAUUCACUGGAGUGAAGGAGCUUGAUGACAUCAGCCAAGAGAUCGCCCAGUUACAGAGAGAGAAAUAUUCUCUGGAACAAGACAUUCGAGAAAAGGAAGAGGCAAUCAGACAAAAAACCAACGAAGUUCAGGAAUUACAAAAUGAUCUCGACCGGGAAACAAGCAGUUUGCAGGAGCUGGAAGCUCAAAAACAGGAUGCUCAAGACCGCUUGGACGAGAUGGACCAGCAGAAGGCCAAGCUGAGAGACAUGCUGAGUGAUGUGAGGCAGAAGUGUCAGGAUGAGACCCAAAUGAUCUCAUCAUUGAAAACACAAAUCCAGUCUCAGGAAUGUGACUUGAAAUCCCAGGAGGAUGACCUGAACCGUGCCAAGUCAGAGCUGAGCCGGCUACAGCAGGAGGAAACACAGCUGGAGCAGAGCAUCCAGGCCGGGCGCGCCCAACUGGAGACCAUCAUCAGAUCCUUGCAGUCCACACAGGAUGAGAUCAACCAGGCAAGGAGCAAGCUGUCACAACUGCAAGAGAGCCGCCUGGAAGCCCACCGGAACCUGGAGCAGUAUGACCAGGCGCCCGAAGGGGUGUCCGGUGCCAGCCUGCCCAGCCUAGCUGGCUUGAGUGAAGGCAUCUCGCUGGCAGAAAGGGGCAGUUUUGGAGCCAUGGAAGAUCCUUUCAAAAAUAAAGCCUUAUUAUUUAGCAACAACACGCAAGAAUUACAUCCAGACCCCUUCCAGGCAGAGGACCCUUUCAAGUCUGACCCAUUUAAAGGAGCUGACCCCUUCAAAGGUGACCCGUUCCAGAAUGACCCCUUUGCAGAGCAACAGACAGCAGCAACAGAUCCAUUUGGAGGGGAUCCUUUCAAAGAAAGUGACCCAUUCCGUAGCUCUGCCUCUGACAACUUCUUUAAGAAACAGACAAAGAACGACCCCUUUACCUCAGACCCAUUCAUGAAGAACCCAUCUUUACCUUCAAAGCUCGACCCUUUUGAAUCCAGUGAUCCCUUUUCAUCCUCCAGUGUCUCCUCAAAAGGAUCAGAUCCCUUUGGAACCUUAGACCCUUUUGGAAGCGGGUCCUUCAACAGUGCUGAGGGUUUUGCUGACUUCAGCCAGAUGUCCAAGCCCCCACCUUCUGGUCCUUUCACCUCCUCCUUGGGAGGCACAGGAUUCUCAGAUGAUCCCUUUAAAAGUAAACAGGACACUCCUGCUCUGCCUCCGAAGAAGCCCGCUCCUCCUCGGCCCAAACCGCCCAGCGGUAAAAGUACACCUGUAAGCCAGCUGGGUUCUGCAGAGUUCCCCGAGCCCCCCGAUCCAUUCCAGCCACUUGGGGCUGACAACGGCGACCCGUUCCAAAAUAAGAAGGGGUUUGGGGACCCAUUUAGUGGAAAAGACCCAUUUGUCCCCUCCUCUUCAGCUAAACCUUCUAAGGCUUCUUCCUCCGGCUUUGCCGACUUCACCUCUUUUGGCAAUGAAGAGCAGCAGCUGGCCUGGGCCAAGCGGGAGAGUGAGAAGGCAGAGCAGGAGCGGUUGGCGCGGCUGCGGCGACAGGAACAGGAGGAUCUGGAGCUUGCCAUUGCCCUGAGCAAGGCUGACAUGCCAGCUGCCUAGCAUGGGCCAGUGCAGCAGGACUUGCAGGAGGGUGGGUCAGUGGGAGAAGCUGUAGGUGUCUGUAUGUACACACCAUGCUCAGAGUGGCCCCUGCUUCGUAUGACAUGCCACAGCCACCAUACAUCAAGGACUAGCUGGCCAGAAGGCCUCAGGCUCCUGAGGAGCUUGUUCAGGGCCAGCAAACACAGCACACCUCUGUGGGCAGGCAAGAACCACAGCUGCAGGGGGGAAGGCCUGGCAGCCUUGAGUCUGUCUUGCCAGUGUGCCAUUCUUGGGGGUGAUUGGUCAGCUAGUUCUUCUUUCCAGACCCCUCACAGUAGGCAGGGGAGGUAGAGCCUUUGGGUUCCUCCCCUCCCAACUUCUGGCUGCAGACAAGUCCCACUCCUAGCCCCUCCCCCAUCUGUGAGCCUCCCCUCCCCCACGAUGUAUGCAUUUGUUGUAUAAAAAUGGAGUUUGAAUGAUUAAUAUAAAGUAUUUUAAUAGAAGACAAAA
Molecule: messenger RNA, 3322 nt
Organism: Jaculus jaculus (lesser Egyptian jerboa)
Lineage: Eukaryota; Metazoa; Chordata; Mammalia; Rodentia; Dipodidae
Gene: Eps15l1
Product: epidermal growth factor receptor pathway substrate 15 like 1
Exons: 25
Coding region: 110-2830 (906 amino acids)
Biological process (GO): endocytosis; endosomal transport
Cellular component (GO): cytoplasm; plasma membrane; clathrin coat of coated pit
Molecular function (GO): cadherin binding; calcium ion binding
Source: RefSeq, a predicted model, not a curated record